GGGGGCCGUAAAGCGCGGAAGGUCCCGGGCUCCCGCUUCCCGGAACUUUUUACUCCCUCCUUCCCGCCCCCGCUUCCCACCCCCUGUCUCCCCUUUCCGGUCCGCGGCGACCCUCCGGCAACCGUCGUGGCUGUCCCCUUGUUUCCGCCGGGGAGUUGCUGAGCGCGGAGCCCGCGGGGACCCGUGAGUUUGAGUUCUUGGGAUCUCCCAGUUGGUGACAGACAUGAAUUUCUACCGGUUGCUGUCUAUCAUUGGAAAACAGAGAACCAGCCCGGGAUGGCAGAACUGGUCCUCAGCAAGAAGCAGCGCAUCAGCUGCCGAGGCACAUUCCACCACCCUGCCCACCCAGGCACAGGUGGUCAUCUGUGGGGGUGGAAUCAUGGGGACAUCUGUGGCCUAUCACCUCUCCAAAAUGGGGUGGAAGGAUAUUGUCCUUUUGGAGCAGGGCAGGCUAGCUGCUGGUUCUACAAGGUUCUGUGCUGGCAUCUUGAGCACAGCCAGGCACUUGACCAUUGAGCAGAAGAUGGCAGACUAUUCAAACAAACUCUACCAACAGUUAGAGCAAGAAACAGGGAUCCAAACAGGUUACAUAAGGACAGGCUCAAUCUUUCUGGCCCAAACUCAGGACCGGCUGAUCUCCCUGAAGCGCAUCAACUCAAGGCUGAAUGUCAUAGGCAUCCCUUCUGAGAUCAUCUCCCCCAGGAAAGUGGCUGAGCUUCACCCUCUCCUCAAUGUGCACGACCUGGUGGGGGCCAUGCAUGUUCCCGAGGAUGCAGUGGUGUCCUCUGCUGAUGUGGCUCUUGCCCUGGCAAGUGCUGCCUCCCAAAACGGUGUUCAGAUCUAUGACCGGACAACUAUUCUUCACGUACUGGUCAAAAAAGGUCAAGUUGCUGGCGUGGAGACAGACAAAGGACAGAUUGAAUGCCAGUAUUUUGUUAACUGUGCUGGUCAGUGGGCAUACGAGCUGGGUCUGUCCAACGAGGAGCCGGUUAGUAUCCCGUUACAUGCCUGCGAACACUUCUACCUUCUGACUCGCCCCUUGGAGACCCCUCUGCAGAGCAACACACCAACUAUUGUAGAUGCUGAUGGAAGAAUUUAUAUUCGGAACUGGCAAGGUGGCAUCUUGUCGGGGGGCUUUGAGAAGAAUCCAAAACCAAUUUUCACUGAAGGCAAGAACCAGCUGGAGAUUCAAAAUCUACAGGAAGACUGGGAUCACUUUGAGCCCCUGUUGAGUUCCCUCCUACGGAGGAUGCCAGAGUUGGAGACUCUGGAGAUCAUGAAGUUGGUGAAUUGCCCUGAGACCUUCACACCAGAUAUGAGGUGCAUCAUGGGCGAAUCUCCUGCAGUCCAGGGCUACUUUGUCCUGGCAGGGAUGAACUCUGCUGGCCUUUCGUUUGGUGGAGGAGCUGGAAAGUACCUUGCUGAAUGGAUAGUUCAUGGUUAUCCCUCAGAAAAUGUCUGGGGGUUGGACUUGAAACGUUUUGGAGCCCUCCAGAGCAGCCGUACUUUUCUGCGCCACCGGGUCAUGGAAGUCAUGCCUCUGAUAUACGACCUGAAGGUUCCCCGUUGGGACUUCCAGACUGGUAGGCAGUUACGCACAUCUCCGCUCUAUGACCGGUUGGAUGCACAGGGAGCCAGGUGGAUGGAGAAACACGGAUUUGAGAGGCCAAAGUACUUUGUUCCACCUGACAAGGACCUCCUAGCAUUGGAGCAGAGCAAGACUUUCUAUAAGCCAGAUUGGUUUGACAUCGUGGAAUCUGAAGUCAAGUGCUGUAAGGAAGCUGUGUGUGUCAUCGAUAUGUCCUCUUUCACAAAGUUUGAGAUAACAUCCACUGGGGACCAGGCAUUAGAAAUUCUACAGUACCUCUUCUCCAAUGACGUGGAUGUGCCCGUGGGCCACAUUGUGCAUACUGGCAUGCUCAAUGAGGGUGGAGGGUAUGAAAAUGACUGCAGCAUAGCACGACUGAACAAGCGCAGUUUCUUCAUGAUCUCUCCAACCGACCAGCAGGUCCACUGCUGGGCCUGGCUUAAGAAACACAUGCCCAAAGAUAGCAACCUGCUUCUGGAGGACGUCACCUGGAAAUAUACUGCCCUUAAUCUGAUUGGCCCUCGAGCUGUGGAUGUGCUGUCCGAGUUGUCCUAUGCCCCUAUGACUCCAGACCACUUCCCAAGUCUCUUUUGCAAGGAGAUGAGCGUGGGCUACGCAAAUGGGAUCCGGGUGAUGAGCAUGACUCACACAGGAGAACCGGGGUUCAUGCUCUACAUCCCCAUAGAGUAUGCCCUGCAUGUUUACAAUGAAGUGAUGAGUGUUGGACAGAAAUAUGGAAUCCGGAAUGCUGGUUAUUAUGCUCUUCGCAGUCUCCGAAUUGAGAAGUUUUUUGCCUUCUGGGGUCAGGAUUUAAAUACCCUCACCACGCCACUGGAAUGUGGACGAGAAUCUCGGGUGAAAUUGGAAAAGGGCAUGGAUUUCAUUGGUCAGGAUGCGCUGCUGCAGCAGAAGCAGAACGGAGUAUAUAAACGCUUCACGAUGUUCAUCCUGGAUGACCAUGACACAGACCUAGACCUUUGGCCUUGGUGGGGAGAGCCCAUUUACCGGAAUGGGCAGUAUGUCGGGAAGACCACCAGCAGUGCCUAUAGUUUCUCCCUGGAGCGCCAUGUUUGCCUGGGCUUUGUGCACAAUUUUUCUGAGGACACUGGGGAAGAGCAGGUGGUGACAGCAGAUUUCAUCAACCGGGGAGAAUAUGAGAUUGACAUUGCAGGACACCGGUUCCAGGCCAAGGCCAAACUCUACCCCGUGGCCUCUCUCUUCACCCACAAGCGGCGAAAGGAUGACGUGGAGCUGACUGACUUGCACGGGAAGUAAUGCCAGGGCAGUCUCGCCUCCUCAUCAUCUCAUCCCUCUCAGGAGGGUCACCUCAGAGCUUUUCCUCCUCCUACUCCGUCCCCUUAUCUUCUUGAUAUAAUUUUGAACUUGACCUACUU
Molecule: messenger RNA, 2982 nt
Organism: Carlito syrichta (Philippine tarsier)
Lineage: Eukaryota; Metazoa; Chordata; Mammalia; Primates; Tarsiidae
Gene: PDPR
Product: pyruvate dehydrogenase phosphatase regulatory subunit
Exons: 18
Coding region: 224-2863 (879 amino acids)
Cellular component (GO): mitochondrial matrix; mitochondrion; cytoplasm
Molecular function (GO): oxidoreductase activity; protein binding
Source: RefSeq, a predicted model, not a curated record